Messenger RNA from Aspergillus wentii DTO 134E9, 1697 nucleotides. RefSeq names its product cytochrome P450. The record is from RefSeq and is a predicted model, not a curated record. The transcript is spliced from 2 exons. Lineage: Eukaryota; Fungi; Ascomycota; Eurotiomycetes; Eurotiales; Aspergillaceae. Gene Ontology annotation, molecular function: monooxygenase activity; heme binding; oxidoreductase activity, acting on paired donors, with incorporation or reduction of molecular oxygen. Bases 45 to 1571 code for a protein of 508 amino acids.
CUCAAACAGCAGACUCUUCUUCAUUUCAUUCCCAUCUUGCAACAAUGGACUACCACACUUGGAUAUGGCCAGUGGCCAAAGUAGAUUACCAACCAGCCUUCGCUCUGUUGUUGACCAUCACCGUUGCUGCCAUCGCAACCAGAAUCCUGCAUGUUCUGACCCAGCGCUGCCCUGGCAUUCCCUCCAUCCCUUUGCAUAUCUCGGUCUACGAUGCUUACCGUCGCGUGUCGGAAAUUGGUUUCCACAACUCUCGUCUGCGCCCCGUGCUGGAAACCCACGGCGCCGUCAAUGUCUGGAACUCGGGCCAAUGGGCGGUUCUAGUGACCAGACCAGAGUAUGUGGUCCGUAUUCUGCGCAAUGAGCGCAUCGUGGCCAAAGGUGGCUUCUAUGGGAAAGUGCCGCAUAGUACCUUAGCCGGUCUUUUUGGAGAAAACAUCAUCGACUCCCAUGGCGAGGUUUGGAAACAGUUCACGGGGAUCAUGAAGCCGGGCAUUCAGCGCGCUCAUAGUAUCUCCGCUCUCAGGAUCGCGUCGUGGAAGCUGAUAUCGACAUUGAAACGAGAGCAGCAACACGCCCCAUCUGACCGCGGGGUUGUCAUCAACGACCUCAUUGAACGGUGGGCGAUUGACGUGUUUGGGGAGAGCUUUUUCGACGUGGAUUUCGGCGCCUUGGAUGGCGGCAGUGUCCGGGCUCAGGAUGCGCUCCUGGCCAUCCUCUACAACCUGGGAGGCCAUCUCAUCCACCAUUUCCCCUUGUUGGAACGAAUUGGCUGGCCGCUACGCCCAACGAGGCCGUAUUGCUUUUCCAAGAUCCGCGAGCUCGAGGACGCCCUGAUCGACAUCACCGCGAGACUGAAAUACAGCGAAUCACCGCCGGAUCGGGCUGAAAAGCUGAUCUACCGGCUGAAGCGAGCCCGCGAUGCCGGGCUCAUGUCGGACUUUCAUUAUCGCUCGAACCUGAAAAUGAUCUUCUUCGCGGGCCAUGAAAACGUCAAGUUUGCAUUCGUCGCCACGCUGUGGGAGCUUUCUCAGAACCCUCAAAUGCAGGAAAAGCUACACGGGGAGAUUGCAGCACAUCACCCUUCUUCGUCGGACGAGGAUGACCUCAAGAGCCUCCCCUAUCUCACCGCUGUACUCUCUGAAACUUUGCGCCUCUACCCCCCAGUCAGCCAGUUGAUCAAUCGCAAAACGUUGGAGCCAGUCUAUCUAGGAAACGGCAUCACCGUUCCCCGUGGAACAUGGGUGGGCUGGACGGCGUAUGGCGUGCAUACCGAUCGAAAUACAUGGGGUCCCACUGCCCAUGAGUACCAGCCAGAGCGAUGGGGGGAGGAUGUGCAUGCCAUCCAACGAGCGAUUAGCCAGCAACAGGUUCGGGGGAGUUAUAUUCCAUUCAACGCGUGGACUCGUAGCUGUAUUGGGUCUGAGUUUGCGUUGCUACAGUUGCGAGUGACUCUUUAUGAAGUUGUCCGCCAUUUUGAGAUCUCCAGUGCCCCGGAUUAUCAUUAUUCGAUCAAGGAGAACGCUUCUCUCGAGCCCUAUAAUUGUCGAUUGAUUUUCAAGGAUAGAAUGUAGCCUGGCGACUUUUCCAAGUUGGAAUGGCCGCAAAUGUGGUUCAUAGGCUAUUCUAUACUGUUUAUAUACACAUACUGUAAGGAAUGCAAUAGUUGUCCUGAUAUAAAGUAAAGUGAUGUCAUAUAU